UGCUACAUCAGUCACUCAGGAGACCCGGCCCUGCACUGGGAUGUUUACCCAGGACAUAGUCAAUAGGAACCCAGAUCACUACUCUGAUGAGCGCUAGAAAUCAGCAAAGAAAGCAAGUCGCCACAGGCUGGAGAGAGCAGGAAAGUCUCUCUGAGGAGGCAAGGCCAAGGCUGGAUAGGUCUAGAAGUCAGAGAAGUAGGGAGGAAAUGGUGGCAUGGCCACGCCCAGACGGUCAGUUUGAGGAGCUGGGGAAGGUGAGACCACACAUCACAGCAGGGGUCUGGACUAGAUGGUUGCCAAGGUGUUCAUAUUGGCGUAUGCGAGACUGAGGUGAUGCUGCCACCUGUAGGGGGUGCCUGGAGGCCAGCAAGAUGAUGAGAGCUUCCUUUCUCAAGAGGUCACAAUGCCUGUGCAGUGCUUUAGCUGCAUUUUUGCUUCUAAUCCUCACAAUAACUCUACACGUGGAGGCUUUAUAUUGAUGGGAAACACCUGAGGCUCAGCUAGUGGGAGGCAGAGCCAGGAUCCCAAUCGAAGCCCAUCUAUUGGACUCCAAGCCUCCUUUACUUUCUCCUGUGCUCUGUCACCUCAUCCCCCACCCCAGAGGCCAUGUCAUUGGUGUGUGUUCUGUCUUCCAGAAACCCUUCCAACCACCAAGAUGGCUCAAACCAACCCCUUGCCGGGGUCCGUGGGGCCAUGGAAGGUAAGCUCACCCCCAUCACACGAAAACUGAGGAAUCCAACAGGGCAGUGGGUGAGAUGCUGCCAUAGAGCAGGCCCCAGUGCUGUGCUUUUCCAUGGGACAGCGACCGACUGAUAAAACAUCAGUUUGUAGAAGGGUCCACCCAAGGUCCAGGUGCCGUCUCAGGAAGGAUCUCUCAGGCUGCCUUGUUUGGACAGAAGAAGAAUGACCCUGGAAGCCCACGACGGGUGGGAGAUGAUACCUAGAUGAUACCUUCUAGGUCAAUUCUCCUCCACACUGCAAAAUCAUCUUAAAAUAGAGCAGCUUAGAGUGGAUUAUGCCAUCGAGAAAUUGAGGGCCCAGAAGUGAAGAGAGAUUUACUGCCGGAUCCCAAAUAAGUGAUAGGACCCAGGUCUCCUGAUCCCAACCUGAUGUUGGUUGUAACCAUUGCCUGAGGUGGCUGAUCCUCAGGCUUUUCACUGAUUCCCGCAACCUGCCCCCCGAACCUCUUUAUCGGGUCAACUCUGAGGCCAGUUCACAGCUUUGGGAGUUGUUCUCUACCUGGGUUCAAGAGCCAAUUUCUAGUUCAAGGUAUGAGAGGAAUUUAUCAGAACUCUCCCUUUACACCUCACGUUUCUAUAACGGGUGUGCCUGGAGAAACUAAGAAAUAGUCCACAGGGAGUCCCUGGGAAUCCCAGAAUCCUGGCCUCUGGGCCACACUUAGGCAGGAAGCAUGGCAGAAUAAGAGUCUACAGGCCUUGGCCUGUCCAGUGGGCCAACUAUCAUCCCUGGCAGACCAUUCCUAUCGUAAACCAAUCCCCCUCACCUCAACCUCAGCCUGGGCAUAUGAACACCACCAACCAGUGGUAUUAAUUCAAACCCCUUCCUACCCUGUCUACACUGGAAGAGACCUCAUCAGGCAUCCUGGGUUAUAUAGCUAGUGAUGGAAAACACAGGAUCACACAAGUUAAGCUGUUGGCCUGGGCUUCUGUUUCCCCUGCUGUACCACAUUCUAGCUCUCUUUUCCCAUUCAAUCCCAUUUCAGAUAACCAUCUAUGACCAGGAGAACUUUCAGGGCAAGAGGAUGGAGUUCACUAGCUCCUGCCCAAAUGUCUCUGAGCGCAGUUUUGAUAACGUCCGGUCUCUCAAGGUGGAAUCUGGCGCCUGGAUUGGUUAUGAGCAUACCAGCUUCUGUGGGCAACAGUUUAUCCUGGAGAGAGGAGAAUACCCUCGCUGGGAUGCCUGGAGUGGGAGUAAUGCCUACCACAUUGAGCGCCUCAUGUCCUUCCGCCCCAUCUGUUCAGCUAAUCAUAAGGAGUCUAAGAUUACCAUCUUUGAGAAAGAAAACUUUAUCGGACGCCAAUGGGAGCUCUCUGAUGACUACCCCUCCUUGCAAGCCAUGGGCUGGCUCAGCAACGAAGUUGGUUCCAUGAAGAUACAAUGUGGGGCCUGGGUUUGCUAUCAGUAUCCUGGAUACCGUGGGUAUCAGUAUAUCUUGGAAUGUGACCAUCAUGGAGGAGACUAUAAACACUGGAGAGAGUGGGGUUCUCACGCUCAGACUGCCCAGAUUCAAUCGAUUCGCCGUAUCCAACAGUAGUGGAUUAAAAGCUCCAAGUAAGAGAAUCCCUCAAGCAUGAGACCUUGCUAAGCAAUCUAGAAUGAGUUUUAUGUUCUGCUCAGACAUUGCUUCCAAAUGUUAGCUACUGAAAUCCACAAUAAAUGUCAUUUAAAAAAAAAUCUUUGUAGACUGAAUUAACUACCAUGCUUUAUAUAAAUCACUUAUGUGGCUGAGAAGUUUUAAAGGCAAGCUGCAAUAAGACCCAAUUCUCUUUUGUGUCCUUGCAAGGCACUUACCAGGCACCAGGCCAAGGACAAUUAUUCCCUAUCUCAAAGAACAUUAAUGCAUACAACCCAAAUGUAUCGGUCUAUAACAAUCUAUAACAGACACAAUUUAGGUAAGCGUUUUUGAAUCUUUUCUCCUCAUCCUCUACUCUUCACCUUGUGACAAAUCAAUGCCAAACUUAAGAAGUUUCUCAAAUAUGCACUACCAUACCUUUCUACAUAAAGUUAUGAAUAAGUCCAGAAUCUUGGCAACUCAUUCUAGUUGCUUAGCUCGAUUUUGGUUUCUCACCUCAACUGGAAGAACAUAAGGUUCAGUAUCAUGCAACAAGGUAGGACAGGUGCUCUCACAGCUGAGUUUUCAAUAAACAUACCAAUUCCAAGCACCUUAAUAGCCAGCUUGAUCUUUUUUAAAAGCAAGAACAUAUGACCAUGAUAUAUUUAAGACAAAUUAUUUGUACAUUUGACUCUGAAAAAAACACCAUCAGUCUCACAAUCUUAAUUUAGUUUUCAGUAUUUUUUUAAAUUAAAGCACACAAAAGAGAAUAACACAAACACCUCAGAAACUUUAAAUUUUUUUAUUCAACAAUGUACACUUAUUGUCUCUUAAUUUGAUCUACAAAUUUCUCAAGUUUUUUUUUCUGAUAAAAUAAGUAAAUCU
Equus caballus (horse) is the source of this 3178-nucleotide messenger RNA. The record is from RefSeq and is a predicted model, not a curated record. Lineage: Eukaryota; Metazoa; Chordata; Mammalia; Perissodactyla; Equidae.